Molecule: messenger RNA, 1862 nt
Organism: Colossoma macropomum (tambaqui)
Lineage: Eukaryota; Metazoa; Chordata; Actinopteri; Characiformes; Serrasalmidae
Gene: gjc1
Product: gap junction protein gamma 1
Exons: 2
Coding region: 283-1713 (476 amino acids)
Biological process (GO): cell communication
Cellular component (GO): connexin complex
Source: RefSeq, a predicted model, not a curated record
ACACGCCCCACUGCACUCACACACAGACCUGCAGUCCCACAUGGUUGUCAGAUCGUGUGUAUAAAUGUCAUUGUCCGGUUGCUUGUUGGCUUUAAGGUCAGUGCAUGCUCUCCGAGGUUGUUUUAAAAGGAAAAAAAGAAAGAAUGAGAGUGCAGAGAGAUGAAAGGAGGAGAAAGUGAAUGGAGAGGCAGACACAAAAGAGGAGAGGCAGACGGGACGCCUGAAUGUGUUCUGUGAGCUGUGCCGUCUGGGACACUGUCUGCCCCAUUGUCAUCGGACGUCAUGAGCUGGAGCUUCCUAACGCGUCUGCUGGAGGAGAUCCAGAACCACUCCACACCGGUGGGGAAACUCUGGCUCACCACGUUGGUCGUCUUCCGCAUCGUGCUGACAGCGGUGGGUGGAGAGUCCAUCUACUACGACGAGCAGAGCAAGUUCAUCUGCAACUCGGGCCAGCCGGGCUGUGAGAAUGUCUGCUACGAUGCCUUCGCACCACUCUCGCACGUGCGCUUCUGGGUCUUCCAGAUCAUCUUGUCCGCCAUGCCCUCACUCCUCUACAUGGGUUAUGCAGCCAACAAGAUCUCCCACAGUGAGGACAUGCGAGGCACUGGGGGUGGAGCUCCAGCAGGGGUUGGGGCAGGGGGAGGUUAUACUCAGCGGAGGCCCAGGAAGAUGUACUUCGGGGCGCGGCAGCACCGGCCAGGACACGAGGACGGUGAGGAGGAGCGAGAGGAUGAUCCCAUGAUCUACGAGGUACCUGAGAUAGACAACACCAGGAGAGAGCUGGUGCCCCCACGGCCAAAGCCCAAGAGGCGCCAUGAUGGGCGGAGGCGUAUUCGUGAUGACGGACUGAUGCGGGUCUAUGUGCUGCAGCUGCUGAUUCGUUCCGCCUUGGAAGCGGCUUUUCUGGCAGGGCAGUACCUGCUGUAUGGCUUCCGGGUGCAGCCUGUCUUUGUGUGCUCAGACAAGCCUUGCCCACACAGUGUGGACUGCUUCAUUUCACGCCCCACAGAGAAAACCAUCUUUCUGCGCAUCAUGUAUGGCGUAAGCUGCCUCUGCUUGCUGCUCAAUGUGUGGGAGAUGAUCCACCUUGGAGCCGGGGCCAUCAAGGACGCCCUGCGCAAACGCAACACCGCAGCGGCCGAGGAUGAAUACCAGCUAGGCCUACUAGGACCUGGGGGCGUGUCCGUCGGAGUGGGCGGGCCAGCGCUCAGCGAGGGAGAAACAGCAGAUGAAGUUGGGGGCGGAGUCAGGGAGGCAGACUAUGUGGGUUAUCCUUUCUCAUGGAACACGCCUUCCGCGCCGCCAGGCUAUAAUAUCGUGGUAAAGCCAGAAGCCAUGCCCUAUACAGACUUGAGCAAUGCCAAGAUGGCAUGCAAGCAGAACCGUGCCAACAUUGCACAAGAGGAGCAGCAACAAUAUGGCUCCAACGAGGACAACUUCCCUUCAGCGGGCGACGCCCGGCCACCGCCGAUCAACAAGGACGUCAUCCAACUGGAGGCAGCAAUUCAGGCCUACACUCUUCAACACCAUGCCAAUAAUGAUGAUGACGGCAUGCAUGACAACCCCGAUAACGACGAUAAGCCGCAGAGCAACAUCCCACCUGCUCCUCAGAAAGAGCGGAAACACAGGCCUAAACAUGGCAAAGCAAGUAGCGCAGGGAGCACUAGCAGCAGUAGCAAGUCUGGAGAGGGAAAACCGUCCGUAUGGAUCUGACACUUCAUGUGUUCACAAACAUCCAUAUGUAUUUCCUUAUAGCUCUUUGCAAAAUCUUGGGCAUUGACAUAUAAACUUUUAUGGACACGGAUACAUUAGGAGUGUGAGAAACACCUUUCGUGCCUUAGAAUCUAAGGAGCUCUCGGGAA